AUGUCUACAAACACAUCACAGGCAGCUUUUGCCUACGAAGAGCCAUCUAUUGGGACGAUCCUUAAUCAGGCAGGCUUCCUUCUAGUGCUGAAUAUCGUCAAUGUCUGCCUUGAUAAGCUUCUAUACUGCGGGCUGAUCGGCCAGCUGUUCAUCGGGAUUCUCUGGGGCUCUCCAGGAGCUAAGUGGGUUGAUACUGACCUAGAACAUGUCAUUCAACAGCUAGGAUAUCUUGGUUUAAUCAUGAUAGUCUACGAAGGUGGUUUGUCAAUAUCGAUCAAAGCAUUAAAGGCCAAUAUAUUCGUGUCGAUAGCGGUGGCACUAACCGGUAUCUUGACACCAAUCGCUCUGUCAUUUGUGCUGAAAGAGCUUGUAUCUGCAAGUUCGCUCCAGGCUUUCGCUGCCGGUGUUGCCCUCAGCGCAACCAGUCUUGGCACUACAUUCACUAUCCUGUCAACUACCAACUUGAUCUCUACACGACUCGGGACAGUGACUACCUGCGCUGCAAUGCUUGAUGAUGUCGUUGGUCUAGUUCUGGUACAAGUAAUUGCAAAUCUGGAUGGAAGCAACACUUCAUUUAACCCUAUUACUGUCAUUCGACCAGUUUUUGUAUCCAUUGGGUUCGGAGUUGGAGUAUUUGUUUUGUGCUCCUUUUGCUUGAAGUCUAUAUUGCAGGCUAUCAUGACAAAGGAAAACAAGUUUCCAGAAUUCAUGAAGACCCCCCAGUUUGCCUUCUCGGCUCACACAGUCAUUCUUGUGGGAAUGGUUGCUAGCGCCACAUAUGCCGGUACAUCAAGUUUAUUCGCUGCCUACCUUGGUGGAGUGAUCGUGAAAUGGUUUGAUGAAUACUAUGCGGAGUUGAAAACAAAGCAGACGAGCUCAAGAUCCGGUUCGCCACAAUCCAUCAUGGAUCAAAGUCACGCUAAUUCUCAAGAAUGGAAUGCUCAAGCGGGAGAGCAGCGUCCAUGUGAGCAUACUUCGUCAAACUCAUCGCUGCCAAUGCACAGUAAGGACCAUAAGGUUCAUACAGGUGAAGUAAUCUAUGAAAAGUACUAUAAAGGUCCAGUUGACCGUAUCCUGAUUCCCUUCUUCUUUGCAUCCAUUGGUUUUGCCAUUCCUAUCACUGAAAUGUUCAGAGGGAACAUAGUCUGGCGUGGCGUAGUCUAUGCCAUCUUGAUGGUUUUCGGAAAAAUGGUUACUGGCCUAUGGCUGAUGCGUUUUUCAACCAGUCCAGUGGGUUGCUUGAUCCACAUUUCAAAGAAAGUGUUUUCAUACAUUAGUUUGGCGUGCACCGGAAACAUGGCAAAGUCAAAGAAAAAGCAAGGGACUUUGCAUUCUGAAAAUAAGACCACUCGUCGAAAGAGUACGGCUAUUGCCAAUCCGGGCCAGGUCAACGCUUCAAGCUCAUCUGCCGAACAUGUACAGUCGUUGACCCGUGCUAGCAUCGCAGAGAAAGCAAAAUUUUCCCCUCUGCGGAAUGAAUCAACGCUCAGAUCGGGUGGUCGAGUCUCACUUCCCCCAAAGCCAAAAUCUCUCUACCCUCCGGCAAUCAUCGGACUAGCAAUGAUAGCGCGUGGAGAGAUAGGAUACUUGAUUGCGGCGCUUGCACAGAGCCGAGGAAUCUUCUCCAGUAGUACUGACGGCGAAUCUUCAGAUGCUUACUUGGUCAUUAUAUGGGCCAUAUCCUUAUGUACUUUGAUCGGUCCGAUUGCUGUUGGUACACUGACUCGCCGAGUGAAAAGGCUCCAACAGAUUAGAGUUAAUACUGGGGGCGAGGAUCCUUUGGGUGUUUGGGGUAUUUGA
Talaromyces marneffei is the source of this 1800-nucleotide messenger RNA. RefSeq lists its product as uncharacterized. The transcript is spliced from 3 exons. Gene Ontology annotation, cellular component: membrane. Gene Ontology annotation, molecular function: antiporter activity. Gene Ontology annotation, biological process: proton transmembrane transport. The coding region runs from base 1 to 1800 and encodes 599 amino acids. The record is from RefSeq and is a predicted model, not a curated record. NCBI's taxonomy places the organism in Eukaryota, Fungi, Ascomycota, Eurotiomycetes, Eurotiales, Trichocomaceae.